AUGAACAUCACCGAAUUGCCUCAUUACGACUGCGAUGACUUCUUUCCAACCUCAAAAGAGAAGAAGAUAGGGGAUAGACGACUGAUUGUUGUCGAAGACACGGACCCAAGGGUGUUGGAGCAUAUCGGAAUCACUUUCGGCAUUCCGCCAGUGUUCUUCUUGGCCCAUUGCGACGGAUGGGUCAAUCUCAGCAUCGUGGAUCAGGCUUGCGCGAAGCAAAGCUGCUCGAGGUACUGGAGGGUCCCAGUUCCGCAGAUCCGAGCCAUUCCUUCCACUUUCAAGGGGCCAUAUGGCAAUUACGUUAUCGAAACCGGAAACGUAGACCGCUGGUCGGUGAAGAUAACGCCACAGACGAAGCACGUAAAUUUCCGGAGUCAAGUAUCUUACUGGGGUCAGAAAGAUGGUGAAGACGGAUGGAUAGCAAUACUACUCGUUGAUCCACACCAAGUUAGCAUGAGGCUGGAGACACUUGAUCCAAAGAACCCAAACGCCUGCUACAAGCUUGAUAACUGGAAACCGUCCCGUAACAUCUUUUCGGAAGCGUCUGUGAAGCCUUUCAAUGCGGCUGUUGGGCUCCAGGGUUGGUCUAUGAACUUUAUACACCAGAGCUAUCACACCCCCAUCUUUGACGCCAUAAAUAUGGACACAAGCACUGGGAUUCCACCACACACGGACGAUCCCUUUUCAGGAACAUUCCAUGCUCGCAAUUUCAUCAGAUCGGCAUGGGAAGAAUGGAUGUAUCAACGGGUCUGUGAAUUCGACGAUCAAUUUUUGAACGAACAUCGGUCACACAGCCUCUACCUGGAGUCUGGAGCACUCGGAUCCUCUGAAAAAGAGCUUAACGAAGCAGUAAACCGAUACAAUACUUUGAUCGGGGAAAUUCGAUCAAUCAAAAUUGAUCUGAGACACGUGAGGAGCAUCAUCUGGGCAUUUCGUUGCAAAGAUCCAGAUUACCUCAGAGAGCAAAAGACGUAUCUCAAGGUGAAGGAUCAACCCGAACACACGACAAGAAACGAGGAUUUCAUCACCGCAAUGGAUGUAGCCAAUGCCAUUGAAGAGGAAAGUAAGCUCUGGAUCUUUCUUGAGAACAAACUCGAAGUGAUGGAGUCCGACAUCAACAAUCAUAUGGAGACGUUCUCGCAACUUGCAACUAUGGAAGAGGCUGUUGCAUCCAGCAAACAAGCACGAAGCGGCGGCCAACUUACGAAGAUUGCAACUGUCGUUGUACCCUGUUCAUUCGUCGCCUCAAUUUUCUCCAUGGGUGGAGAUUUUGCGGUUGGUGGGAGUCUGUUCUUCUUGUACUGGGCCAUCACGGUGCCGGCAACCCUUGCGUUGCUUGCUUGGGUGCUUCACAAGGAUAUCAAGGAUUCUUACCGCAAUCGUUUUCUAGCCCACUCAAUGACUCCGGACGCGAACAGCCAGGCCACAAUAGGUCAGAAUUCCGGGCUCCGAAGACUUUUGGGCAGGAGGCAGAAAAGUGGUUCGUCUGAUGUAGAGAAUGCGGAGAAGAGAGCGUAG
Diplodia corticola is the source of this 1518-nucleotide messenger RNA. RefSeq names its product magnesium and cobalt transport protein. NCBI's taxonomy places the organism in Eukaryota, Fungi, Ascomycota, Dothideomycetes, Botryosphaeriales, Botryosphaeriaceae. The coding region runs from base 1 to 1518 and encodes 505 amino acids. The transcript has 3 exons. The record is from RefSeq and is a predicted model, not a curated record.